Molecule: messenger RNA, 270 nt
Organism: Metarhizium robertsii ARSEF 23
Lineage: Eukaryota; Fungi; Ascomycota; Sordariomycetes; Hypocreales; Clavicipitaceae
Product: cytochrome c oxidase polypeptide VIb
Exons: 5
Coding region: 1-270 (89 amino acids)
Cellular component (GO): respiratory chain complex IV; mitochondrion
Source: RefSeq, a predicted model, not a curated record
AUGGCUGAAGAAGAUGGUCAGGAGCUUGUCACCAAGCCCUUCAAGUUCGUUACUACCGGCACCGACGCUCGCUUUCCUAACGUGAACCAGACCAAGCACUGCUGGCAGAACUACGUCGACUACCACAAGUGCAUCAUUGCCAAGGGGGAGGACUUUGCUCCUUGCCGUCAGUUUUGGCUGGCUUACCGAAGCUUGUGCCCCUCUGGAUGGUAUCAGCGAUGGGAUGAGCAGCGAGAGGCUUCCAACUUCCCCGUCAAGCUGGACGCGUAA